CGCAAAAUCCCCACACACUUCCAUAGUCCAUACUACUAGCCCGCGCGCCUUACGAGAGAGAGGGAGAGAAAGCUCUCGCCUUUUCUAGCUACACGCCUCCUGCUCCACUCCUGCGUCCAUCCAAGCUUGCUGCUUGCUGCCCAUGGCCGAUCCGGCGGAGGAGACCGUCCCCGCGCCGCCGCCGCCCACCCCGGCGGUCCCGGCCGAGGGUGCCUCGGACGAGCCCGAGCCGGUUCAGCUGCCCGCCUCGCCGGCGGAGAAGGUGACGGCGCCGGAGCCUGCGCCGGCGCCGGCGAUGGCGACGAGUCGGGGGUUCAGGUUGCUUGGGGAGGAUACCUCCGUGCAUAAGGCUCUUGGGGGCGGUAAAACUGCUGAUGUACUAUUAUGGAAAGACAAGAAGACAUCCGCUGUAGUGAUUGGUGGCGCAACUGUCAUAUGGAUCUUGUUUGAAGUGCUUGAUUACCAUCUAUUGACUCUGCUGUCUCAUGUGAUGAUUGGUGCCCUGGCCAUCUUGUUCCUGUGGUCAAAAGCUACUACAUUUAUCAAGAAGAGUCCACCAGAUAUCCCCGUAGUACAGAUACCUGAAGAUGUCGCUGUGAAUGUAUCACGAGCAUUACGCAAUGACAUAAACAGAGCACUUCACCUGUUUCGGGAGAUCGCGUUGGGGCAUGACCUAAAGAAAUUUCUUGGUGUGAUUGUUGCGCUCUGGGUUCUGUCAGAAGUGGGAAGCUGCUGUGACUUCCUGACCUUGAUAUAUGUUGCUGUCCUCAUGCUACACACUGUGCCGAUCUUGUACGACAAGUACCAGGACAAGGUGGAUCACUUUGCUGGAAGGGCUCACUCCGAGGCCUGCAAGCACUAUGAGGUGUUGGAUGCCAAGGUUUUGAGCAAGAUACCCAGGGGCCCUUCGAAACCCAAGAAGCAGAACUAGAAUAAGCUGCGCGACGAGACUCGAUUCGGCAGGGCUGUGUCGUUGUCCGGUUUGUGGGUUCUCCAUGUAGCCAACUGCGUCGCAGACUCUACUGAUAACAGCUAAUGUUCUCUCUGCUUGAUGGUUUGUUGCUGGCUUUUCUGCUGUUUGCUUCCGUGGUGCCAGUUCUUGUUCAUUCUAUCUUGAAGCCUGUAUCCAAACUCCUAAAUGUGCCUGAAUGCCGCUUUUCUACUACUACUACUGCAGCUGCCUGUAGAUAUCUGUGAUAAAACAUGAUAAACCCUUGUUCAUGAUGCGUGUGCUGCCUGCUAUGUUUAUCUGAAUUGCAAGAAUGGGUUUAGUGGAUUCU
Oryza brachyantha (malo sina) is the source of this 1280-nucleotide messenger RNA. RefSeq names its product reticulon-like protein B2. Bases 143 to 931 code for a protein of 262 amino acids. The record is from RefSeq and is a predicted model, not a curated record. Lineage: Eukaryota; Viridiplantae; Streptophyta; Magnoliopsida; Poales; Poaceae. The transcript is spliced from 5 exons.